AUGGCGCCGACUUCGAUACCUACCACCCGGCAUGCUCACAUGGCCUUCGCCGCCGGCAUACCUACACAUGCACACAUCUCUGUUCGCCAGGCCUUUGGACUUAUCGCUGAACGGGUAGACGACGAGUCCGACAGCGACAGCGAAGACGAGGAGAACUUUUCGGCAAAGGACUUUGAGCUCGACCCCGUUCACUACUACUUCAUGCUCCUUCUUAUGAUAUUCGUCGUCGCUAUACUAUUGUUUUGGUUCAUAUACUGGCGCAGGACGCGGUCGAGGAAAGCUGGGCGUCCAGCGACUGGGGAGCAAGCUCGAGAGAUGAAUGUGCAAGGCUGGACCAACACAUUGCACGCCAGAUUUAUGCCCAACAACACUACUCUUGUUCGUCGAAGUUCGAAUCCGACUCGGUACGACGAACCACCGCCUCCAUACCAAGCCAAGGCGGACGACACCCCCCCCUAUCCUGCGGUCCCACUCCGAGCCCUUUCAUGGGAUGAAAACAACCAUCGUUCAAUGCCACCACAGUAUACAACUGAAUACUAUGGACCAAGGCCGGCAACUGCAUGA
Messenger RNA from Pyrenophora tritici-repentis Pt-1C-BFP, 564 nucleotides. RefSeq lists its product as uncharacterized. Lineage: Eukaryota; Fungi; Ascomycota; Dothideomycetes; Pleosporales; Pleosporaceae. The record is from RefSeq and is a predicted model, not a curated record.